This is a messenger RNA of Daphnia magna, 1758 nucleotides long. Its product is annotated as calcium-dependent protein kinase 2. The transcript is spliced from 4 exons. Lineage: Eukaryota; Metazoa; Arthropoda; Branchiopoda; Diplostraca; Daphniidae. The record is from RefSeq and is a predicted model, not a curated record. Gene Ontology annotation, biological process: protein phosphorylation; intrinsic apoptotic signaling pathway in response to endoplasmic reticulum stress; IRE1-mediated unfolded protein response. Gene Ontology annotation, molecular function: ATP binding; protein serine/threonine kinase activity; RNA endonuclease activity. Gene Ontology annotation, cellular component: IRE1-TRAF2-ASK1 complex.
GCCAGCUGUCGAAACAGAAAAAUAAUUGCUCUGUUUUAUGGUCGUGAACCCAAUCGACAUGGCUACCUCAUAUGAUGGAUCAGUUCCACUUGGACAAGGCGGACAAGGAUCAGUUUUUCCUGGUGAAUUUGAAGGCCGUGAAGUGGCUGUCAAAAGGGUCGCGGUGUUUCGUCUUCGUAACAACAACGAAGAAGAAGCUCUAAAACAGUUAAAACAUCCGAAUAUCGUCAAACUCUUCCACUGUGCAGCCGAUGCCAAUUUCAAGUAUUUUUAUCUGGAACGCUGUGCUGCUUCGUUAGAUCAAGUGUUUCUGCAUCCAGGCGACCCUAAAAAAUACAAAGGACCUAAAUUACCGUACCAUUACAUAAUUUUCUCUCAGUUGGCAUCAGGUCUGGAGCACAUCCAUUCUAAAAAAUUAAUCCAUCGAGAUAUUAAACCAGAAAACGUUCUCAUCUUCGUGGAUUCUACUGGCCAAGGCGAUGAGGCAAUCAUCAAAUGGGCUGACUUUGGACUCUCCAAGCCCGUGAAUGAACGGGGAACGUACACGUUGAGUGAAGUAAGAGGAACCAGUAAUUGGUACUCCCCCGAACUGUUGACAUUGCUCUUGAACAAACAAGGGGCAGAAGAGCCCAGAGGUACUGUCAAAAGUGAUGUCUUUGCCCUAGGCCUCGUCUUCGGUUACCUUCUCCUCAACGGGCAACAUCCGUACGGUGGUCUUGAAGCUGAGAUUCACAAAAACCUAAUGAAAAAGAAAACGAUCCAAUUGAAGAAUAUUUAUCACUUACACUACGCUUAUGACCUAAUCAAGAAAAUGUUGACACACGAACCCAACGAUAGAAUUACAUCAUCCGACGUAGUUAAUCAAUUGGAAUCCAAAAAGAACAAGAUUGAAGAGCACGAAAAGAAUUUUUUCCGACUGUGUGCGAAUGGUCCCAACGACAAACUCCAGGAUUUAAUUAAAAGGGGAAUCGACAUAAAUGCAAUAGACAGGAACGGGUGCAACGCACUUCACAUCUUGUGCGAAAAUAAUUCAAAUGAAAAUUUAAUGUCCGUUACGAAACUUCUGAUCAAACACGAAAUCGACAUCAAUGCAAAGAAUGCAUGCGGAAAUAACACCCUUCAUGUUCUAUGCGAGUUCUAUUCAAGCGAAAAUCUCUUGGACGCAAUCGAACUCUUGAUCAAACACGGAAUCAAUGUGAGUGACAAAAACGAGUUUGAUCAGAAUGCCCUACAUAUUUUAUGUAGUUGCAAUUCAAACGAAAACUUGUGUGACGCAAUCAAACUCUUAGUUAAAAACGGAAUCAACGCGAACGACACAGAUAGCACCGGAAACAGGGCACUCCAUUUAAUAUGCGAACACAAUUCAAGCGAAAAUUUACUAGACAUAGUCGAGCUUUUGAUUGAGUUAGGAGUAGACGUGAAUGCACGAGACGCAGCUGGAUGGAACGCUCUUCAUUUUUUGUGUUAACAUAAUUCCAGCGAAAAGUUAAUGGAAACAAUCGAAUUCUUAAUCCAACAAGGAGUCGAUAAAGCACCUGAUGGUAUUGACGCGCUGUCUCUCCUUCGCGACAAUAACAGUCAAGGAAACGUCGAAGACAUUAUCCAAUACUUCCAAACAACCGUCCCGUUGGCUCCGAAUGAGAUAAACAUGGACACAAGUUGAUCGAUAUUUUCUAACAAACAAUUUCCAUUUUACACUUGCCAAAAUGUAGAGAUGGCAACAUGUUUAUCAAGACAAUACACGUGGUUUAAAUCUUG